UUUAAUCAUAUAAAACUCCAGUUUCGGUUUGGGUGCUGCUUUGUCAAUGUAGAGUGUCCUGCAGUUGCUCCAACUGUCCGGUGGAUGUCGCGUUAACUCCUGGAAAUCCCACUUCCAACCUUUUGCUUGGAAGAGACACGCCGACACCACAUUCAAAAUGGCCUCUAUUAGCGACUGCGCUGGACGUGGAUCAAAAUGUGCAUAAACAACACCGAGCCGUUACUUUACUCUCCAUCCUUAACGCUACAGCGUUCGGAGGCGCGAUGUCAUGAAUGUACUGGACUGGCAGAAUCAGCGGAGUACAUAAGAUGAGAGCUUGUUUUGCAGACAACCCAGCCGAACCGGGGUCCCGCCGCUGCAGCAGGGCUUCAUCUGCCUUUCUGAACCACCGACACCUCCAGUGAAAUGGAAAGAGUGGAGAAUGCUGCUGAUGAGCCGGGACUCGCACCGUACAUCGAUGUCAACGACAACCGGGAGGGGUACAAAGCACGCGUUUGCGGUUCAGACCCCGAAAGAGCACGGGAGGGUUCUGUUUACAGUUCGGCAUAUGCGAAUCCGGGUGGUGCUGGACAGCCCUCUCUCUCCCCGGUGGUGAUGGGGUACAGGGCCGGAGUUUUAAACGGGUUUCCCAAAAAGCUGGAGGUGGGUAUGGUGUGUCCGAAUGGAGAGGGGGGAACCCGGCCCGGCCCGGAUCGGGUUACAGGGACUUCCGAAGCCGAGUGCUGGAAUAAAUCCGACAGAAGCUAUUUAAAUUCACAACUGAGGUCUGCAGUGUCAUUUAUGGGUAUAAACUCGCCGGAUAUGAAGAUGCCUAAUGGAGAUGUUACCCAUGAGCACAUGAACCUUGAUCAGACUCAUUUAAGGUGUUUGGAUUAUGCAGAAGGAGUCAACAGGAAGGUGCCUGCUUUAGACAAAGGUGUGAAAGUGGGUAAUGGGGGGUUGUUGAUUGUGAACACUUAUGACACCCUUUCUCAAGUCCCCUUUAGAGCCUUGGGUAGCCUUCCUGCUCCAGAAAGCCGUGUCUUUGUUCAACAAAGCGACAGUGUCCUCUCCACAGGGAGGUCAUGUGAAAGGAUCAGUCGUGCCAGUGCUGAGAGCUCAGAGGAGGCCCAGCCCUGUGACCCGGAUCCUGCAGACACCCUGUCAGACCUCAGUGCCAAGCUGUCCUUUUCUCCCCUGGCAGAAAACACCAGCGAUUACACAGAGACAGACCCAAGCCCAGAGGAGGACUUCAGCGACAUGGGCCCUCCUCCCCUCAGGCCCCAGAACCUCCGGACUAACUCUGGUCACACAGUCUCCCUCAGCUGUGAUGCCACUCCUCUGAGCCCCGGGGAUGAUGGGUAUUUUGGAGCAGAGGGCGGUGUGGAUGAAUAUCUCGGCUCUGUUAAAGCAUUCGAGGGAGGCCGGCGGCAGAGCGCUCCAGACAGGGUCGCUGCUGACCCUGAUGCUUCAUAUGACCAGAUGCUUGGCACUAAGAGACACGGCAUUGCUGAGUUCCUGACCAGGAGUUUGUUUUCCUGGAAGCCCAAAGCAUCUCACAGUGCUCCAGGAUGGAAGCUGUUUGGGAAAAAUCCACUGCAGGACAACCCUCUGAAAAACUCUAGAACCAUACAACAGGAGUAUGAGUCCAGGGCGGGGCCUGCCACAGGACCACCCCCUCACCCUCAGCCAAUGAGAUGCAAGAAUCUGGAGUUUGAGCCUUUGUCCACCACCGCUCUCAUUCUGGAAGACAGACCUCCGAACCUGCCAGCUAAAUCAGAAGAGGAAUCUCAGAGACACCGGCAGGAAUACAGCGAGAUGGUUGCAGGGGCCAAGCGAAGGGAGAUGAAAGAGGCACAGAAGAAAAAACGUCAAUUGAAGGAGCGAUACCGACAGGAGGAGAACAUCGCCAAUGCCAUGGUGAUCUGGAACAUGGAAGUCCUGCCUAAUUGGGAAAGCAUGCGUAACACACGGCGUGUACGAGACCUUUGGUGGCAGGGCGUCCCGCCCAGCGUCCGCGGCAAGGUCUGGAGCCUCGCCAUUGGGAAUGAGCUCAACAUCACCCCAGAGCUGUAUGAGAUCUUCCUGUCCAGAGCCAAAGAGAAGUGGAGGAGCUUCAGCGAGACGAGUUCAGUCAAUGAAAAUGAAGAAUGUGGAGUUUCACUGGCAGACAGAGAGUCGAGUCUGGAUUUAAUCAAGCUGGAUAUUUCCAGAACUUUCCCCUCUCUAUACAUAUUCCAGAAGGGUGGACCAUAUCAUGAUAUAUUGCACAGUGUGUUGGGGGCGUACACCUGUUACAGACCUGAUGUCGGCUAUGUUCAGGGGAUGUCCUUCAUUGCUGCUGUUCUAAUUCUGAAUUUGGAGGAAGCCGAUGCCUUCAUUGCCUUUGCCAACCUCCUAAACAAACCAUGCCAGAUGGCCUUCUUCAGAGUGGACCAUGACCUGAUGCUGAAGUAUUUUGCAGCAUUUGAGGUGUUUUUUGAGGAGAACCUUCCCAGACUAUUCCAGCACUUUCAGAACAACAGCUUGACGCCUGAUUUUUACCUCAUAGACUGGAUCUUCACUCUGUACAGCAAGUCGUUACCGCUGGACGUGGCAUGUCGUGUUUGGGAUGUGUUUUGCCGAGAUGGAGAGGAGGCGUUAUUCCGAACAGGACUGGGAAUUCUGAGACUGUACCAGGAUGUUCUACUGCAGAUGGAUUUCAUCCAUAGUGCACAGUUCCUUUCCCGGCUGCCUGAAAACACUCCUGCACACGCACUCUUCUCCUGCAUCGCAAACACACAGAUGAUCAGUAACAACCGCCGGUGGAACCAGGUCUUUUCUGCUCUGAUGAAAGAUGGACUCAAAGAAACUGACAAAAGCAGCAGCAGCAACAGUCCUGCCUUAAGAAGCUAACAGCUGACUCUCUCCCAGAGGAAGUGAUGAUGUUUCUGAGACUCUGAAGAGAUGCCGGUCAUCACUCAGCACUUUGACCUCUGCAGUGUGCCCGAGGGCGACCCGAACGUCUGAGGGACAGCUCAGGCUCAGCCCCCAUGUGCUGAAUGUCCUGUUUGAAGUAUCUCCUAAUGAACCUGUGUCAUGUGGAAGGGACAUUUCUUCACUUGCGCUCGCUAGCGUGUUUAUGCGUGUGUUUGUGUAAGAAUUAAAUGUGAGUCAGGUGACUGUAUAAUGUGCCAACUUUGUCAAUGUUACUUUUGUAAUGUUGUGACUA
This is a messenger RNA of Sinocyclocheilus anshuiensis, 3190 nucleotides long. Its product is annotated as TBC1 domain family member 12-like. The record is from RefSeq and is a predicted model, not a curated record. Gene Ontology annotation, biological process: regulation of GTPase activity. The transcript is spliced from 13 exons. NCBI's taxonomy places the organism in Eukaryota, Metazoa, Chordata, Actinopteri, Cypriniformes, Cyprinidae. The coding region runs from base 406 to 2874 and encodes 822 amino acids. Gene Ontology annotation, molecular function: GTPase activator activity; small GTPase binding.